This is a messenger RNA of Mustela erminea (ermine), 8852 nucleotides long. RefSeq lists its product as uncharacterized. Bases 4922 to 5851 code for a protein of 309 amino acids. NCBI's taxonomy places the organism in Eukaryota, Metazoa, Chordata, Mammalia, Carnivora, Mustelidae. The transcript has 2 exons. The record is from RefSeq and is a predicted model, not a curated record.
UGGAUUCAUAGAUAGAUAGAUAGAUAGAUGACCCUGGGGUGGCACGUCCUAUGCACUGCAGGAUGUUGAGCAGCACCUCUGGUCUCCAUACACCAGACAGCAGUAUCAUUCCCAUCCCCACCCAGUGGUGACCACCAAAACUGUCUCCAGAUGUCAUCAAAUGUCCCCUGGUGGGUCUAGCAAAGUAUCCCAGGGGAGAACCCUUACUCCCAGGUGAUGUAUAUUGUCCCCCCCCCCAGUACCAUCUAGACGACCUGUCCUUUUUCUGAAUCAAUAAUCAAAAUGUUUCUGUCCUGUUCCAUGCAGAUCCUGAACCUGCUGGUGGCUCCUCACGUCUCUCUGUUUCCCUUGACUCCUACCCUGUCCAUGCCUUAUCUUUUCUCGGAGGCUCUCCCCUUUCUGUAAUGUACACGGAUCACGGUUCCUAUCAUUUCUUUAGCUUGAUGGAGUCUGUCAACGAAACCCCUUCCCUCCUUUUUUGCGUAUUAGCUUUCCAGAAAUUUUCUGUAUCAAAUUACCCCAAACUGGGGGCUGAGACUAGAUAAAUGUAUUCUCCCUUAUCUCUGGGGACCUGAGUCUGAGACCGAGGUGCCAGCAGGACUGGUUCCCUCCAGAGCAUCUCGGGGAGAGUCUGUUCCAUACCUCUUCUGUCCUCAAGUGGUUGCUGGCAAUCCUGGGUGUUCGUUGACUUGUAGGAACAUCACCUCUGUCUCUGUCUCUGCCUCCAUCUCCAUGUGGCCUCCUCCCGCGUGCCUGCCUGUGUCCAAAUGUCUCCUUUCUGCAAGGAUGCCAGGUGCACUGGAGUCAGGUCCCAUCCUGUUCCAGAAAUACCUCUUCUGAAUUUAACAACUUGCACAGUCUCUAUCUCUAACUGAGGUCACAUUCUGAGGUAUGGGGAGUUGGGACACAUACAAAUUUGGAGGAGGCACAACUUAGCCCGGGGCAACCACACACUUUCCUGUGUCUUUGGUGAGCUGCCCACAGUUGACCAGAAAACCCAAUGCAGCUUCCUGUCUGGGUCGCUUCACAACCAUUGCUCACGUCCUGGGGCUGUGGGCAAGAAGGCGGUCCCUCAGACCAGGCUGGUGAUGGGGUACACAGCUCCCUGGAGCUUAUGAGUCAAUGGCCAGAACUUCUGGGUGUCACGGUCAGAUUACAAACCACAGUCUUGCUUCCUCUAUGUCUGCAGGCUGGGCAUCCUGGGGAGUCCUCUCUCCAAGGAGGUCCCUCGGCACCAGCAGGGGUAUCCCUGUACUCGGGAGCUUUGCCCUGGGAUGAGUGAGGGUCGGCAGCUGCUGGCUACAGGGAGGGUCUCAGCGGGGUGGCGCUCCUGCUGAUGACAUCCCAAGACAAGGCAGUCCCGGUGGAUGCUUAAUGGGUUCUGUUUGUUCAUUGAAGACGGGGGACCCAGGAAAUGCUACAAACAGCUCUUACGAAUGUUCUCCUCCUGGACAUCUCCUGCAGUGGGCUGAAUGGGGGUCCCCAAAACACAUAUCCCCCAGAACCUAGGAAUGGGAUUUGCCUGGAAAUAGGGUCUUUGCAGAUACGAUUCAUGAAGGAGCCAAGAUGCAUUCAUUCUUGAUCAGGGUGGCCCUAAAUCUAAUGACAGCAGGCCUUAUAAGAUGCAGAAGAGGAGACACAGACACAGAGGAGAAGCCACAUGAGGACGGAUGCAGGAUUGGGAGGCACGCGGCCACCAGCCCAGAGACGCCGGGAGCCCCCAAAGCUGGAAGAGGCAGGAAGGAGCCUCUCCUGGCGCCUCUGGAGGGAGCUCGGCUCCGCCCCGCCUGCAGUGGUCCUGCCCCGCCUGGAUGUCGGACUUUUCGUCUCUGGUCUCCAGAGCUGGGGGAGGAUGCAUCCUUGGGACUUUAACUCCCCCGCUCGCGGUCACUUAUCAGGACUGCUCCAGGACACGCAUGCAGUAAUGGGCUAGCUAACAACGUUGACAGAGCACAGCACACCUUACAACGUGUCUUCUCUUCCUUGGGUCACACCACACCACAGCAAGCCUCUGAGGACAUUUGAGGAGGAGACUGGAGGUUCGGGUGGGGACACCACUCUGGGCACUCUCCGUGCUGCGAGGCACCAGUGCUUCCCACGUCUGGUGGCAGCUGCGCCAAACUCAGCUCAACCCAGGGUCAGAGUCUGGUGAUCAAGACCCCAAGAGAAGCAGAACCUUGCCCGUGCCAUGCUCAUGGCAGGGCUGCCUGCAGCUCAGCCCAUGGGUGCCCGAUGACUAAACGUUCUCCUACGUGACAAAAGACACUUCCCAUCUGCAUUCUCCAACAGCACCGUGUCUCCAAAGUCGUGGCAUUUUGUGCGGGGCUGCCGGACUCUCCCGGGGCCGCCAUAACAAAGCAUCACAAAAGCCCAAGACCCCCAGAAGGGAGACCAGCCCACAGUGCCAGGGGCCGGCUCGUGGCCUCCUGUCCCCACAGGAAGCUCAGCACCUGGAACAGCCCCCAGCAGGCAGGAAACAGGAAUUGUGACCCUGAGAAUAGACGCCGGGGACACAGAAGGACCCCCGUGCUCAGCCUUCAAGUGGGGGGCCCGAUGCUGGGUGCAAAAUCCAUAGCAUUGUUCACAAUCGCCAAAAAGCAAAACAACCCAACUGUCCAUCCACGGAGGGACAGAGGAACCCCAUGGGGGUCCAUAAAAGGGGGGAACAGGCCUCAGCCAUGAAAAGGACCAAAGGCCUAACACCUGCCGACCCAUGAAUGGAACUUGAAGUCACGAUGGUCAAGCAGACGCAGAAAGCCACAGACAGUGCGAUCCCACGUCCCUGAGAUGUUCCCGACAGGCUCGUCCGCAGAGAUAGGAACUGGGUGCACGGUGACCCCGGGGUCUCAGAUCGGGGAGGCGUGGGGCCAGGGGCGACGGUCCUGCGGUGCGCAGGAUUUCCCCUAGGGCCGCUCAGAACGUCGUGGGACGGCUUUACGCCGACGUCUGCACAUCUCUGAGUGUCUUCAGAAACCACAGAACUGUCCACUGUAAACGGCUGUACCUUGACAGUAUGUAAAUCACGCGUCAGAAGAGCUGUGAGGAGCCGUCCCGCCGAGGAGAGCGGUGGCCCGCCGUGCCCUCGGACCAGCCCGCGCUUCCUGGGAGGCGGAGGAGGGCGCCGGGCUCCCCGGGCCGCGUCCCUCUCAUAACAGCUUCGUUCAAACCACAAGCAAGCGUUUCAGAGCAGCCCGGGCUGCCAGAGCCGAUUUCUUUAUUAAUCACCCGUGGUGCUCAGCAGACGCCUCCAGGGGGGCCGCCGCCGGGGCUCGAGGAGUGCAGACGGGGCUGAGUGCCCUCCUGGGGUGACUCACGGGGGACGCGGGGGCCGACGGGCCCAGGGGGCUGCACCGUGGAGCGUCUGCUCCCGCUGUCCCCCGUCACACGCGUCUGCUUUCCACCCAGAUGCACACCAUGCAAAUGCGCACGGUAACAAGCGGCCACCUGGACGGGGGACAAUGGACGCCCACGUCCCUUGGUCUGUAAGCGGAACAGGAAACAGUUCCCUGCCGUGCCGCCCCGUGCUGGGAAGACCACGGCACGUGCAUGGGACAUGUGCUUUCCUGCCUGUCCUCGUGGGCACCAGGACGUCCGCUCACGGGCAGUGGACACGUCCCCAAGAUGCACACGUCCCCCGAGCACAGAGCAGCGUCCUUGCUCACGCUCCGCACCCGGCAUGUUCUGGGUGUCUGCUCUUCCCCACGUGUGUCUCUCCGUGGCACCCCGGGAGAUCCCAAGGAGCACGGAUCCCUCUGGCUCCUGACACCCCGCGUGGACCCAGGAAGCCCCAGGGUGACUGUGCAAUGCACACCUGAGCGUACGUGAGAAGAGCAGAAAGCACCGAGCUCAACGUGGAACCCGGGGCCAUUUUUACAACCGGAUGGAGGAACCUUCCGGAUGCCGGUGGCAGAUGGCAAUACCUCAAGGCAGGAAGAAACACCCGCUUGGGGCCACAGGUUGAGAUAUGCAAAGGCUUUGAAGGUGGCGUGUCGGCCUCUCUGGAACACGGACCCUACACGUCCUGCCGGUGGACACCCCUAGAACGGCGUCCCCUAGGACGGAACGGCCGACACCCAGACUAGCUGGUGUCCUUGCUGCAAGGCCCACCCAGGGGGCUGAGAGCAUCUUUGGGGCUCCCGUCCAUAAAUGGGAGGCCUGAGCUAUGGAGAAGCCACCCUGAGCCCCACAUCCUGCUCUCAGGAGCCCCCACAUCAUGCAAAAGGGGAGUCCACAGCCUCAGCCCCCUGCAGAACAGCAAGCAGGAAUCCACGUCUGGAUCACAAGCCAGCAAGGUCAGGGAAAGCGGCCUCGGCCCCAGCAACCCGAGUCCCAAGCCCUCCUCCUGCGGGGCACUGUCCAGCUACCAGGAAAAGACCCACUGAUUUUUACUUGAGACGGUCUGCACAGCAGCAGCAGGCCCGGGCUCCUGAGGACAGAACCGGUCAGAACCGGAACAGUUUGCUGGGCGUCCAGGCCUGAGGCCAUCGGUCAGUAUCCUGGUGGAGAGGCUCACGCACUGGGCCCAUCCAAACCCCUGCUCUAACGAGUCCCUCUUGCAACCUCUGAGCUCCCAUCUGUAAGAUGUGACCCUGUUGCCCACCUCACCACCUCCGGGCAUGGUAGCAGGGACCACAGAAUGGGCGAGGGGCAGUGUGCUGUGGGAGCCGGCCAUGCAGAGGAGCUGGUGUGACCCAUGGGAUCACAAGAGCUCCUGUGCAAUCACAGGGUGAGCGGGGCCAGCAGCAACAGCCAGAGGCCAUCAGUAUAACGGGUGGUGGGGCCAGCAGUAAUGACCUGAGGCCAUCAGUAUAGUGACUGGAGGGGCCAGCAGAAAUGGUCUGAAGUCACCAGUAUAAUGGAUGGUGGAGCCAGCAGCAAUGGUCUGAGGCCAUCAGUAUAAUGGCUGGAGGGGUCAGCAGCAAUGGCCUGGGGCCAUCAGCAUAACAUCUGGAGAGGCCAGCAGCAACAGCCUGGGACCAUCACUAUAACGGCUGGAGGGGCCAGCAGCCAAGCCACUAUCACAGAUUCAUGCCGACGGGCAGGACGGCUUCACCGACACUCAUUUUUCGUGGAUGGACGGGUUCUGGGAGGCCCUCUCCUCCUGGCCUGCAGACGGCCCCAUGUCCCCAAGGAGCCAUGGUGUGUCGGCUGCACCGUCAACUCAAUGUCACAUGUCACCCUCCCUGAAGACACCCUAAAGAUGUGUCCUGGAGCCCCCACUAAACGUCCUCAGCUGACCCCAAGCCGGGCUGCCCCAUGCAGGCACUGUCUCCGAAACCCAGAAAAGGCACACACGGUGCUCUCUCUCUUCCCCCGACUUUCAACGUUUGACGGCUUUUGUCCAGCACUCGAAAGUGGAGAAGCCAGAUACGGCCCGGGCGGACGCAGGGGAGAAGGAAACCGCCAAAGCACUCCCCCCAGACUGUUUAAACCAAAGGAAACACCUCGACUUUCAGGGAGGGGUGCGAGGGACGGGCGGCCAGCAGCCGGGUGUACAGCUUUGCACACUUCUCCGUGGGAGCGGAAGAGCCCGGGCUGGGCGGUCCGCAGAAGAAUCGCGAGUUCAGUUCCAGCAGCAGCAGGAGACGGCUCUCACUGGCUGCGUCCAAUGUGGUUUCCAGAUUCCAGGCGGAUUCCUGGAGACCCGCUCGCCCUCGGUCCUUCCACCACGCUUCAUGAGGCUGUGAAACCUAAAAGCCAAACCGGCUGCAAAGGGGGCAGGGGAGCGGGUUUCCAGGGUCCCCCACGGGGAUUCCAGCCCACGUUCCUGGGUGUGUGCAACGCCGAGCCACGUCUUUCUGCACCAGGUCCCGCUGGGCCAGGUCCCGCUUGCACGCAUGGACACAGAUAACUAAGACGUGGGAAGGGGGUCCUACAUUCCACUCACACAUCAUGAUAUUCCUCCAGGGCAGAGAGCAACAUCUGCAGAGAACCCCCCCGGGUCCGUCUCCAUCCGUGUCUCUACAGACGCUCCAAGGGGCAGGGCGGACCGGAGUAGAGCACGCAGGGAUUUUCGUCAGAGAAAAUGUCUGCACCAGGACAAACAGGGGAGGCCGUCGGGGAAAGCAGCGCAUGUCUGAGCCUCAUGCACAUGAGGGACAGAGAUCGGGCCGCGUGGGGCAGGCACCCUGAUUGCGAAGGUCCCUGUGGGCUGUGCACCGCCCCUGGGGCCAAAUGCACCAUCAGAGGAGACCCCAUCCCCCAGGAGCAGCACCCGUGUCCUGACAAGGAGCAGGCCGGGGGCUGGGCCUCUGCACAUACCUGGAGAUGGAGGUCAGAGGCCGGAGCUGGUGCCCCACCACGCCACUGCCUGUGAGAGCAUGUGUGAGGGACCUACAGUCUCUUAAGACGAGAAUCGGCACAAACGGAAGGAACAGCUAAUAGUUACCUCCCGGCCACCAUGAGGUCCCUCGGCGGUCUGUCCAUCAUCCCUGUAGCAGUGAGCGUUCUGCAGAGAAACAGGAGACGUAUGUCCAUCUGUGGCUGCACAUGAUCUAGAUGUCCGUGUAUGAACGCAGUAGGGUGUGUGCAGCACAGAACAUGCACACGCACAUAUAAACAAUACACAUAUGUGCAUGCACAUGUAUGCACGUGUACACCUAUUGCGUGCAUGUAUAUGACCACGUAUGCAUACAGGUACAUCUGUGCACGUGUGCAUGUAAGUGCGCAUGUGCACACAUCUGUGCUUAACACCUUCAUUCAUGUGGACAUGCACAAGGGGACGUCAUGUCACAGAACACGUGUGUGUGUGGUGUGCGCAUCUGUACAUAUAGGACACAUACACAGGAUACACACGUGUGUGUAUAUAUAUACACACAUGAGAGGAUACAUGUGCGUGAAUCCAUUUACGUGUGUGUAUAUACGCAGGAAGACCUGUACACAAUGCACAUCCUGCGUGUGUGCAUGUAUGUAUAAACGUGUGUAUGCCACAGAGCGCACACGAUGGUGUAUGUGUGUGUCUACAUGCAUACCCAAAUGUGCAGCAGGACAAGUACUCUGGAUGUUGUGUGUGCAAACAUAUAUGUAAUAGAAAACACAUGCAUGUGCACAUGUGGUAGAAUGCAUACAGGAUAGCGUGUAUGUGUGAACACAUCCAUGCAUUUUUAUGAAGUAGGAUUCUUGUGCUAUAGAAGGACCAUGUACAUAGGCAACAGGAUAAACAUGGUCUGUGUAUAGGUACAUAUACAAUACACGCAAUGCACUGCAUACACGAUUGGACAUGAUUGCAUACACAUACAUGUGCAUAAAUCUAGUAAUGGAACAUGUAUGUGUAUAUGUGUGUAUAAACAUACGUGCAUGUAUAGAUAGAGACACACACACAAAUUUACACCAAGGAAUUGGGCUCCCAGGAAGGCGGGGCUGGUGAGCCUAGAAUCUGCAAGGCAGGGGGGCAGGCUGGAGACUCAGGAGAGACCUGACCUCAGAGAAACCUCAGAGUUUCCUUUUUCAGGCCUUCCCCUGAUUAGACAAGGCCCACCGCAGGACAGAGCAACAUGUCUUUACUUCAAGGCAGCUGCUUGGCUCCAGAGCUGCACCUAGGAAACCCCUUCACAGACACCCUCGCAUGCACGCCCCACUGGAUAAGUGGGGACCCAUGACGCAAACAACCUGUACCUCCCGCAGCGAGACCUCCGCCCCCGGCAGCCCUGCCUGAUCGGCUCCGGGUCACAGACAGGGCACAGACGGGGCCUGACCGGGGUCCCCUGGCCCUGGACCACAAUAAAGAAACCAAAUCCCUGUUUUCGAAAAACUUGGAUAAGCAAAAUGCCCAGAGUUUGCCAUGUCCUCCCCUCCUGGUGUGUAUUCUGACGGGUACGGACCCCACCCCCACCCCCAGCCCAUAGCCAGGGGGGAAAGGCACAGGAUCUGAGUUGAGAAAUCAAGAGAACAAAGCAGCGGUAAGACCCAGAUGGUAAGGUGGACACCAGUCAGGCACUCUGUUUGCCCCAGCUGGACAGGGCUGCCCCCCUGGGCAUCUGGCUUCCUGGACCUGGGAAGGCGCUGGGGUUUUGAAACCACACCGGAGGCGGCGUCUGUGUCUGGUCUGGUCGCGGGGACAGGUGCAUAAGUGCUGUAUCUUGAAACAAGCGCGUGGGUGUUGUUACCUUGAAGCGGAGAUGUGAAACAGCUGUGUGGCAGGUGGGCACGCGAUUCCCUCCACCCGUGGCCAUGCCCUUCGAUGGAUGGGGAGCGGGGGCUGCGGGGCCUUUGGUGAGGGAGCAGGGGAUUUCCUGCCUGGUCUGCGUGGAGCCCUCCCAGGGUCCUCAUCAGAGCCUCCAAAGUUUCAUCCCCUCUGCAAUGGACACCCCAAGAUUAGGGCCUCAGAUGCAGGUGAGCGGACCCGGGGUGUCCAAGCGCGAAACGGAAGAAAGCAGGAGGCCGGGAACAGGUGACCUGGGCGGAGAUGCUGGGACGUUCGUGGUUGCCGAUACAGCGCCCUCGUGAGGCGAGGUAGAGCACCAGCGAGAGUCAGGAGCGCCUGGGGUCGCCUCCUCCACCUUCCGGGGUCCCGGAGAAACUUGCGCGGCUGGAAGCCCCCAGCCUGCGCCUCCGUAAGUCUGUAAGCCCCCAACCGUGUGGCGCGCCUCCUCUCGCGUCCUCCUGGCCCCAACGAUGAAGCCGCUGCGCCGUAGCUUGCAGCACGCUCCCUGAGCGUCCCAGUAACAGGACGGGAGGGACUGUCCGAGUCCUGCGCCUUUGCAGGGUGUAGCACGCAUCCGCUCAGCUCCGUGACCCAGAGGGACCACGGCUGGUGCGCACAAGGGCGCGGGACUGCUGGGGAGGCCAGCGAGGGGGGCGCGCAGGGAGUCCCGCCCUGCUCCCCUCCUCACCCGAGCGCCCCUUGCUUUCCA